AUAACGUUCACGCGGAUGUUGGAUCCAAUCCCCUGUAGAAGUCAAUACGUUUUAAGGCAAUAGGGUCAUUGGGGUCCUAACACAUAAAUACGAAUUCGAUGACUCAUACAAUGUGAUCAUUUUGUCGCAAUAAUACAGGCCCUCGCAGUGUAUGAGAUGGGUUCACUGUGCCCUCUACCUUUUCCGGUGAACCGAUUCAAGCCAGAACUUAUAACACCGGUGAAGCCAACGCCAAUUGAAACCAAGCAGCUGUCGGAUAUAGACGAUCAGGACGGCCUUCGGUUUCAUUUUCCCGUCAUCAUGUCUUAUAAGAACAAUCCUUCAAUGAAAGGAAACGACGCCGUUGUGGUGAUCAGGGAAGCACUGAGUAGGGCACUAGUGUAUUACUACCCUUUGGCUGGUAGACUCAGGGAAGGGCCCAACAGAAAGCUUAUGGUGGAAUGCAAUGGAGAAGGUGUCUUGUUCAUAGAGGCUAAUGCUGACGUCACGCUUGAGCAACUUGGGGACAGAAUUCUACCCCCUUGUCCUGUCUUAGAGGAGUUCCUGUUUAAUCCCCCUGGCUCUGAUGGUAUUCUUGGUUGCCCUUUGCUGUUAGUUCAGGUAACUCGCCUGACAUGUGGAGGCUUCGUUUUUGGAUUGCGCAUAAACCACACAAUAUGUGAUGCAGUGGGGUUGGCUCAAUUCUUGAACGCAAUUGGGGAGAUGGCCCAAGGAGCAGAUUCACCAUCAAUCCCUCCAGUGUGGGCACGAGAGCUCCUCAAUGCCAGAGAUCCACCAACAAUUACACGUCCGCAUUACGAAUAUGACCAAUUGCUUGAUUCACAAGGCUCUUUCAUUGCAGCAAUAGACCAAUCAAACAUGGCCCAACGAUCCUUCUAUUUCAGUCCACAGCAGAUCAGAGCCCUCAGGAAACAUCUUCCACCCCACCUUUCCACUUGCUCCUCAUUUGAUCUCAUAACAGCCUGCGUCUGGAAAUGCCGGACGCUUUCACUGAGACUGAAUCCAAAAGACACUGUUCGCAUUUCCUGCGCUGUCAACGCUCGCGGGAAGCGCUUCAAUGAUCUUUGCCUUCCCUCGGGAUUCUACGGCAAUGCGUUUGCUAUCCCAACUGUCGUUUCAACGGUGGAACUUCUGUGUGCAAGUCCACUGGGAUAUGGUGUGGAGUUGGUGAGGAAGUCCAAAGCUCAGAUGGAUAAAGAGUACAUGCAAUCACUGGCUGAUUUUUUCGUGAUCAGAGGAUGGCCUCCGCUUCCAAUGGGAUGGAAUGUGUUUAUAGUUUCUGAUAAUAGACAUACUGGUUUGGGAGAGUUUGAUGUUGGGUGGGGAAAACCAUUAUUUGCUGGACUUGCGAGAGCGGUCAGUAUGAUCAGCUUCUAUGUCCGAGACAACAACCAAGAAGAGGAAUUUGGAACUUUGGUGCCCAUAUGCUUGCCAAGUACGUGUUUGGAGAGGUUUGAGGAGGAGCUCAAGAAGAUGACAUUGGAGCAUGUCGAGGAGAUAUCUAAAUAAGAUGUAAAGGCUUAUGUGUCUGAAUAAUUAAGUCUAGUUAUCUUGUGUUGUGUGGGCUUUCAUUUCUAUGGUCGGGUGUGGGUUUGUUUUCCCCUAUGCCUCUUUGCAUUUGGAGUUAGUUUUUUUAUUUUUAUUUUUAUUUUUUUGUCGUCUUUUCGUAGUUAGAGGUCAGGUUUGUGGUUUGUUUGUAUACAAAAAAUUGUUGAGAAAAACGAUUGUCAUUAUAUUAUUAUAUGUUUAAUAACGUUUAAAUGCUGCAAA
Prunus avium (sweet cherry) is the source of this 1770-nucleotide messenger RNA. RefSeq names its product alcohol acyl transferase 1 allele GSa-like. The record is from RefSeq and is a predicted model, not a curated record. Lineage: Eukaryota; Viridiplantae; Streptophyta; Magnoliopsida; Rosales; Rosaceae.